Messenger RNA from Aspergillus homomorphus CBS 101889, 1839 nucleotides. Its product is annotated as glycoside hydrolase. The coding region runs from base 1 to 1839 and encodes 612 amino acids. The record is from RefSeq and is a predicted model, not a curated record. Lineage: Eukaryota; Fungi; Ascomycota; Eurotiomycetes; Eurotiales; Aspergillaceae. Gene Ontology annotation, molecular function: beta-glucosidase activity. Gene Ontology annotation, biological process: glucan catabolic process. The transcript is spliced from 8 exons.
AUGCCGUUCGUCGAAAUUCCUUCCCGAGAAGCAGACAGCGCCUUCGCCCAAAUCGCAAACGCAGCUCUAGAAGUCCUCUUGAAGCAGCUCACACUGGACGAAGAGGUCGCUCUUUUGACUGGCGACGACUUCUGGCACACGGUUGCAAUCCCGCGCCUGGGCAUCCCGUCGAUUCGACUAUCCGAUGACCCGAAUGGUGUCAGGGGACACGCUUCUUCGGCAGUGUCCCGGCGGCCGGUAGAGGUUUGGGGGGGGUGGUUUGUUGCGGAUAAUGCCAAGGCGAAAGGUGCCCAUGUCAUCCUUGGUCCAACAAUCAUUAUCCAGCGAGGGCCGUUGGGCGGUAGGGGCUUUGAGUCGUACUCCGAAGAUCCCCUUCUUGCAGGCUUCAUGGCUGGCCACUAUUGCAAGGGACUGCAGCAGAAGAACAUCAGUGCCACUCUUAAGCACUUUGUGUGCAACGACCAGGAACACGAGCGCACGGCAGUCAACUCCAUCGUCACGGACCGGACCAUGAGAGAGGUCCGCCUGCUUCUUUUCAUGCUUGCGAUCGGGGUGGAGAAGCCAGACGCGAUCAUGACGGCCUACAACAAGGGGAAUGGGAUCCACACCUCCGAAAGCCCAGAGCCCUUGCAGGAUAUCCUGCGGAGUGAAUGGGGCUGGAAUGGACAGUUUGGCACCUACAGCACAUCGGAAGCUGUCCAGGCAGGCCUGGAUCUGGAGAUGCCCGGACCAUUUAGAUGGCGCGGCAGUGCUCGCGCCCACGCAGUCACCGCAAACAAAGUGUCCACAGCCACAUUGAAUGCUCGCGGGAGCUGUUCUGAAGCUCGCAAACGUCUGCGCACUGGCGACGGACAGACGGGUUUCACUCUCAAGAUCUUCAAUGACCCGUCAACAAUUCUUACCCGAGAACCGUUGGACGUCAGACAUGAAACGGACGCUCAGGUUCUCUUCCUGGACUACAACCAUCCUGGCCUGCAACCAGUAUGGUAUGCUGAAGCCGAGGGUGACUUCGUCCCUGAAGAGUCCGGACGGUACGACUUCGGUCGGUCUCUGCGUCCGUGGCACCGGAAAGCUGCAGAUCCUACAAGGUCCAAGUACAGUGGGGGUGCCAAGACGGUCAAGUUCAAGAUCCCUGGUGUGGUAGACUUCGGGCACGGCGGCUUUAGAUUCGGCGCGUGCAAGCAGCUGUCCCCCGAGGGCCGGAUCGAACAGGCAGUCAAAUUGGCUGCAAGCGUAGACCUGUUGGUCGGCGUUGCCGGUCUGAGCGCAGAAUGGGAAUCAGAGGGCGAAGACCGAACCAGCAUGCGCCUGCUGCCUCAUACCGACGAUUUGAUUGCGCGAGUCCUCAAGGCCAACCCUGACACUGCUGUCUUACAUGCAUGGUAUGGAGGUUACGAGACGGGCAAUGGUCUAGCCGAUGUCAUCUUUGGUGAUGUGAACCCGUCUAGUAAACUGCCAUUGACCUUCCCCCGCCGUCUGAAAGACAACCUCACAUACUUCAACUUCAGCUCCGAAGUUGGUCGAGUGCUCUGUGGAGAAGACGUACACGUUGGAUACAUAUUCUAUGACGCAGCAGAGAUCGAGCCCUGUUUCCUUCCGGACAUGGCCUGUCUUAUACCACCUUCGAGCUGUCGGACUUGGGCCUGGAGAGGAUCGCAAGAGGAAGUAGUCACCAUCCCACUUGAUCUGGUCCGCGCGACAAGUUCCUGGGAUGAGCGUAGCAAUGCCUGGUGCAGCCACUGUGGGACAUAUCGUAUCCUGGUCGGCACCAGUAGCCGUGGGAAGUUCCCGGAAGGUACCAUUGAGAUGGAAGAAACGACGUUCUGGUCAGGAAUUUGA